Molecule: messenger RNA, 2748 nt
Organism: Camelina sativa (false flax)
Lineage: Eukaryota; Viridiplantae; Streptophyta; Magnoliopsida; Brassicales; Brassicaceae
Product: protein WEAK CHLOROPLAST MOVEMENT UNDER BLUE LIGHT-like 3
Biological process (GO): chloroplast accumulation movement; chloroplast avoidance movement
Cellular component (GO): cytosol
Source: RefSeq, a predicted model, not a curated record
UGAACAAACAGGAGGAAAAGGGGAGAAAAAGAGAGAGAGAGAGAGAGGGCGCGUGUGUGUUUUCAUGCCCGUGGGUUAUUGGCCGUUCAUCUCUCUUUCUAUUUUCCAAUGCGCAGGUCAGGUCACAUCGCAAGCUGAUGAUUGUUUCUCUUUUUGUUUCUUUUGUUUCUCUUUUGAAGCUUCGUCUUUGCAUUUGUCGGAUUUAAGGAACAACAAAAUUGUCUGAUAGAGAGUUACAAUAAUGUUGGGCGAUGACAAAGAUUCAGACGACCUUAAUGUAUUUCUAAACGCCAUUGGUGAAGGUGGAGAUGAUGAUGAAGAAGAAGCUCCAACGAGAAUCUCCACCUCUUUCAAUGGCAUCGACUUCUUGACCUUUGACGAUGAAGAUUCACAUCAGAACCCGUUUCAAGAUUGUGAAUCAAGUCCAAUCAACGAGGCUCCUCCUCCUAAGGUUUAUGUCGCACCGAGGGUGAUGAUAAGUCAUCAAGAUUCGUUUUCUGAAGAUUCAAGAACCGAUGUCAUCGAAGAUGCUAGGAUAUUGCCUGCUUCGCCUCGUUUGCGAGUUCCUGCUUCUCCUCGAGCUUUUGUGUAUCCGAGAUCCGUCGAAUCGCCUCGUUUCGGUUCUCCCGUUGGUGUUAUCGAUACAGCUUCGCCUUUUGAUUCGGUUAAGGACGCAGUUUCUAAGUUUGGUGGGAUCACAGAUUGGAAAGCUCAUAAGAUUCAGACAAUAGAGAGACGGAAGAUGGUUGAUGAAGAGCUUGAGAAGAUACAAGAAGCUAUGCCUGAGUGCAAGAGAGAAGUUGAGUUAGCUGAAGAGGCAAAACACAAUGCGUUGAACGAGUUAGAGAACACAAAGGGACUCAUUGAGGAGCUUAAACUCGAGUUAGAGAAAGCGGAAAAGGAAGAGCAACAAGCGAAACAGGAUUCGGAGCUCGCGCAGAUGCGUGUUGAGGAGAUGGAGCAAGGUGUAGCUAAUGAGGCAAGUGUUGCUGUCAAAGCGCAGCUCGAUGUUGCUAAAGAGAGGCAAGUCUCGGCUACUUGUGAGCUACGAUCCGUGAGAGAAGAGAUUGAAAUGGUUAGUAACGAAUAUGAAGAAAUGUUGAAGGAAAAAGAUUUAGCUAGGGAGAAAGCUGAUAUUGCUGUUAUGGAAGCUAAAGAGAUUGAGAGGACGAUGGAUGGUUUGAGUAUAGAGCUGAUUGCAACCAAGGAGUUGUUGGAAUCAGGACACACUGCACAUCUUGAAGCUGAAGAGAUGAGAUUUAGCGCAGCAAUGGCUCGGGACCAAGAUGUUUACAAUUGGGAAAAGGAACUGAAGAUGGUGGAAGAUGAUAUCGAUAGGCUUAACCAAGAGGUUCGAGCGGCAUAUGAUGUGAAAGCUAAGCUUGAGACUGCUUCUGCUCUUCAGCAUGAUCUCAAAACUGAAUUAGCGGCUCUCACCGAAAACUCAAGCGGUAAUCUGUUGAUGGAAAAGGAGAGUAGUAAUAAUGACAUUCAUGCUGCGGUUGAUUCUGCAAGAAGGGAGCUCGAAGAAGUCAAAUCCAACAUUGAGAAAGCAGCUUCCGAGGUGAAAACAUUGAAGAUAAUCGCUGGAUCAUUACAGUCCGAGCUUGAACGAGAGAGACAGGAUCUAGCAGAAACUAAGCAGAGAGCAAGUGCGGUUCUGGCCAGGAAAAACGAUGAAGAUGCAAGAGAGGAGUUGGUGGAAACAGCAACGAAGUUGGAGCUGGCGACAAAAGAGGCAGAGGAUGCAAAGUCAUAUGCUACAGCUGCGAGAGAUGAGCUUACAAUGGCGAAGGAAUUGUCUGAACAAGCAAAAAGAGGAAUGUCUACGCUAGAGAGUCGGUUAACCGAGGCGAAAAAGGAAAUGGAAGCUGCUAGGGCUUCAGAGAAGUUGGCCUUGGCUGCUAUAAAAGCUCUGCAAGAGACUGAAUCUUCUCAGAGAUUCGAGGAUAUUAAUGAAUCACCAAGAAGCAUUAUAAUUUCCGUAGAGGAAUACUAUGAGCUAAGCAAGCAGGCACAUAAGUCAGAGGAGGAGGCAAACACAAAGCUAUCAGAGAUUGUCUCCCAAAUAGAGGUGGCUAAAGAGGAAGAGUCAAGAAUCUUGGAGAAACUAGAGGAAGUGAAUAGAGAAAUGAGCGUAACAAAAAAAGAGCUUAAAGAGGCUAUGGGAAAAGCCGACAAGGCUAGAGAUGAGAAGUUGGGUAUGGAGCAAGAGUUGAGAAAAUGGAGGUCGGAUAAUGGGAAGAGGAGGACAGACGAAGGCCGUGAGCCUGAGAAAAGCCCGACGAGGUCAAGCACCGAGAAUGGAUUCGGACAGUCAAAAUCAUUUGCAUUUGGUGAACAAGGAAGCAGCAGCAACUACACUGGAGCAGGUACUAACAAUAAUAAUAAUAAUCUGACCCCUGAAACAAAGAAGAAGAAGAAGAAGCUAUCUUUGUUUCCAAAGGUUUUCAUGUUCUUGUCAAGAAAGAAGUCUCACAGUCACAAGUAAAAAAUGUUGCAUACCUUUUUCUCGUUUUCUUCAAAAUAUUUGGUUUGUUCUUUUCUUCUUACACCAACAAAACAAUACAGACUCCUUGAGAUGAGUCUAGCAUUACAUUUCUGUAUGUGUUUGUUGUAUUCACUUAUAGGAAAUAAAGGUAUUGAUUGAUACACACUUGCCACCAAAGUGUAGAAAAUUUUCAAAGACAAAGAUUCAUAUUAUUAAAAGCCAAUACCAAUUUUUUGUUCCAAAUAUAAAAGAGAAUA